Messenger RNA from Daphnia pulicaria, 1766 nucleotides. It is a transcript of the gene P58IPK, whose product is annotated as dnaJ homolog subfamily C member 3-like. The record is from RefSeq and is a predicted model, not a curated record. The transcript has 9 exons. Gene Ontology annotation, biological process: protein folding in endoplasmic reticulum. Bases 68 to 1558 code for a protein of 496 amino acids. Lineage: Eukaryota; Metazoa; Arthropoda; Branchiopoda; Diplostraca; Daphniidae. Gene Ontology annotation, cellular component: endoplasmic reticulum. Gene Ontology annotation, molecular function: protein-folding chaperone binding; misfolded protein binding.
UUUGUAUCACUUAUCAGUCUGAAGUGAUCCUUGUGGCUUCUUAAAGCUCUUAAGUUUAAAAAAUAGAAUGAUAACUUUAAAAAUGGCUGAUUGGGGCCCACAUUCAAGACAAAUGUAUUCAAUCUUAAUUUGUCUCGUUAGCAUCGGAAUCAUCGAAGUUCACGGAAACGCCAAUCCCUCGGAAAUUGAAAAGCAUUUAGAGCUUGGUAAAUUAAUGAUGGCUAAGGGCCAACUCCAAGAUGCACUCACCCAUUUCCAUGCAGCUCUAGAAGGAGAUCCUUCUAACUACUUAACAUUAUACAGAAGAGCUACUGUAUAUCUUGCCCAGGGAAGAGCAAGAGCUGCAUUAGAAGAUUUGAAUCGUGUUCUUGAAAUCCAACCAGAUUUCAUUCAAGCCAGAGCUCAGAAGGGAAAUAUCCUAAUGAAGCUUGGGCGUUUGCAUGAGGCACAUAUUGAGUUGGAAAAAGUUCUCAAAAAGGAACCAACAAAUAGUGAAGUCAACAAAAAUUACAUAGCAAUUGAAUCAUUGAAGAAGAGUUACAUGCAAGCUCAAAUGUUUUUCAGUGACAAGGAUUACCACCAUGCCAUUGAUCUCUUAACCCAAGUUAUUGAUAUUUGCCCUUGGGAUAUUGGUUUGCGAGAGAUGCGCUCAGAGUGUUAUCUAGCUAUUGGAGAGGCAUCAAAGGCUAUUUCAGAUUUAAAAGCAGCUACCAAAUUGAUGUCCGAUAAUACCGGCGCUUUCAUGAAGCUUUCUAAACUGUAUUAUGGCUUAGGAGAACCAGAAGAGUCUCUAAACCAAGUCAGGGAAUGUUUGAAACUUGAUCCUGAACACAAGGAGUGCUUUCCUCAUUACAAGAAAGUCAAGAAAGUGGCAAAGCUUGUGCAGGAUCUGCAAACUAACUCUAAUGACAACAACUACCAAGGAUGCAUCACUUCAGCUAAAAAAGUCCUGAAAGUGGAUCCCACCGUAUCAGAAUUAUUAUUUUUGGCUGAAGAUAAACUAUGCCAUUGCCAUCUUCAACUAGGUGAACACUCGGAAAGUCUCGAGUUCUGCUCUUCAGCUUUAGCUCGGCACACAGAGCCGAGGAUAUUGUGCGACAGAGCUGAAGAUUACAUUGCUCUUGAUAUGCUCGACGAGGCUCAACAAGAUUAUGCUAAGGCAUUAGAAAUCGAAGAAUCAUUCAAUAGAGCAAAGGAAGGAAUGCAAAAAGUUCAGAAACUUCAAAAACAAGCAAAGAAACGUGAUUAUUAUAAAAUACUCGGUGUGAAAAAGAACGCCAACAAACGAGAAAUUGUUAAAGCCUACAGAAAACAAGCGCAACAGUGGCAUCCAGACAACUUCCAGAAUGACGAAGAAUCUAGGAAAAAGGCAGAAAAGAAAUUCAUUGAUAUUGCCGCAGCUAAAGAGGUUUUGACCGAUCCAGAGAAGCGACAAAAGUAUGAUAAUGGCGAGGACCCAUUAGAUCCUGAAUCCCAACAAGGCCAAGGUUUCAAUCCUUUCCAACAGGGGGGUUUCCAUAAUUUCCAUGGCGGCCAAUUCAAGUUCCACUUUAAUUAAAUUAAAAACAAAAUAACAUGGUUCGUUGUUUCAAAUUAACUUUUUUUUGUCUCAAAAGAUCGUUUAAAGUCUCGUCAUGAAUGGGUCACUGACAUUUAUCUUUUUUUCCUCUUUUUUAUUUCAACAAUUUUCAUCGAUUUGGCCUUCCUGUGAAUUUUGUACAUAGAAUAUUACCGGUAUCUGAUUAAAUAAUGGUACAGGUCACAAA